Hippocampus zosterae (dwarf seahorse) is the source of this 1898-nucleotide messenger RNA. It is a transcript of the gene xgb, whose product is annotated as x globin. NCBI's taxonomy places the organism in Eukaryota, Metazoa, Chordata, Actinopteri, Syngnathiformes, Syngnathidae. The record is from RefSeq and is a predicted model, not a curated record. Bases 836 to 1360 code for a protein of 174 amino acids. The transcript has 4 exons. Gene Ontology annotation, molecular function: heme binding; oxygen binding.
CACACCGCCCUCACGGUGCAGCGGUCCAGGGUUCGAUUCCCCCCUCCAAUCCUCCCUGUGUGGAGUUUGCAUGUUCUCCCCGUGCCUGCGUGGAUUUUCCCCGAGUACUUCGGUUUCCUCUCGCAUUCUAAAAACAUGCAUGGCGGGAUAAUGGAAGACUUAAAUAGUGUGCGAUUGUGAGCGCGAAUGGUUGUCGUCUAUGUGUAACCUGCGAUUGGCUGGGAACCAGUUUAAGGUGUACACUCGGUUACCGUCGUAUUUACAGUUUUAGUUUUUAUUUUAAUAUACAUAUUAACGGCGUCAAAGUGCUUGACAAGGAAUGUAGGCUCCACGGCGCAUAUGCGUAAAUGCGAGUUACGCGGCAAGCUGUAGUAACGUAACCACGUCGUAAGCCCGAGGACUCACUCUAUACCAGAAAGAACGUACAGUAUUGAGUUUGGACGCUAAUCGGGGCGGCAUAAAAUAUAGAAACAUGCGCGUGUGCGUGCACGUGAGCCGCGCAACAGCGCGAAUCAAACAACCGCAGUUUUGCCUUCAAAAGACGAGUGUCAAGUUUGCAAACGGUAGUUGAGCGACACCGGAUGUUCGCGCGAAGCGGCCAUCACCGUAAAAGCGUACCGUUCUCUUCUCACUUCGUAUGUUUUAUUUUGACGCCUGUCAUAUCUGCUGUCUGUAAUUGAGCGACUACCAGCACGGACCAAACUACAGGCGCGCUCUGCGCCGCCAAAUGACAAGCAGCAGCACGGAUAUUCUUCUGUUGGCUCAUCAUUUAUUGUAAACUAUUUUUGUUCUUUUGGAGCGGGGAAAAAAUAAAAAUUUUUAUUUUUUAUGAAGAAUGGGCUGUGCAAUAUCUGGCUUGGCUGAAACUGCAGACUUGGGAGAAAAGAGCACUCGCGAUGCUGGGAGAAGGGGAGGAGGAGCGCAUCCCAGCCAAAACCAGAUUGACAUGAUCAACGAGUCGUGGAAAGUUAUCAGGGACGACAUAGCAAAAGUUGGCAUCAUAGUGUUUGUCAGGCUCUUUGAGACCCACCCCGAAUGCAAGGACGUGUUCUUCCUGUUCCGAGAUGUCAAGGACCUGGAGAGAUUGCGGACCAGCCGCGAACUCAGAGCACACGGACUACGAGUCAUGUCUUUUAUUGAGAAAAGCGUGGCCAGGUUGGACCAACUGGAGCGACUGGAGGCUCUGGCAGAGGAGCUGGGAAAAAGCCAUUACCACUACAACGCCCCUCCGCAAUAUUACAGCACUAUGUUCCAGUACGUGACCCGCCUAAUGAAGAAAGGCUACGAAGACGAGGACCGAGAGAACCAGGCGGCAGCCUCCCCCAAGGAAAGAGGACACAAGAGGAACACAGCACCAUGAACGGCUCACCAAGUCUUGGUGUACAUGUUCCCCUUUUGAUAGCAGAAUGAAUCCAAACACAACAGUGACCUUUUUUUUUUUUUUAAACAGCACUUUAUUCGUCAACUUAAAUGCCGCUGCAGGACUGCCACGGCCCCGCUCGCUUGGGAUUCUCUGUCCACAAACGCGCCUUUCAGUACAUCUGAAACUUGUACAUGAUCCUGUGCAAUUAAAACGCGCAGGCUGAAAUCAAAUUCAUAUUUUCAAUUAAAGUGAAGAUUUUGUCAGAAAAUGAUGUUUGACAAAGAAAGAGGGCCAUUGUGGCAGCUGAAGGAGGCCCUAACCAUUCGACUUAUUUCAUUGCAAAAAUAACUAAUAACUAAAACUAAUAACCUGGGAUUUUAGCAAAACAUUUCCAUGCACCCCUUGCGGCAAAUUCAUACUUUUUAAAACAUCCACCCCCCCACCCCCCCACAAAAAAAAGGCAAACAGAGAGUGACUGCUUUGAUGCUCCUAAUUUGAACAUAAAUAAAGAGUGUAGCCACUUGACAAAAAAAAA